AAUUGCAGUUAGGAUUUGGGGUGGAGAAGGAAACGUUCUCUAAGGGCUUGGAUAUCAGAGAAAAGUGAAAGUACGGAAAGCUACAGGUAGUGAGAAAACAAAAUCACAAAGGAUGUUGCUAUGGAUCGUACAACUAUUAUUGCCAUGCAUGCUAUAUGCACAAAGGGAUUGCUCCGACAGAGCCUGCUACCCUGCAGUGGGAGAUCUUCUCAUUGGGAGAACCAAUUACUUGAGAGCUUCCUCUACAUGUGGACUUGAAAAGUCUGAAACAUAUUGCACACCAUAUGGAGAGACGCAGAUGACAUGUUGUCGAUGUGAUUCGCGAGAGCCCUUAACAGCAGUCAGCCAUCGCAUUAUCAAUGUUCUAUCUCCCAUGGGUCAUCAGCGCUGGUGGCAGUCUGAAAAUGGUGUAGAUGCUGUUACACUGCAAUUUGAUCUGGGCAGGAAGUUCCAGUUCAGUGAUGUCAGUUUGGAUUUCAGGAACCCCCGUCCGGCUGCCAUGGUAAUUGAACGUUCCUCGGAUUUUGGAAGGACCUGGCAUCCAUAUCAGUACUAUGCCUAUGACUGUUCUGCUGCUUUCCCACAUAUCAGCAGGGGGCGCCUCCAUCAUUUAGGUGAUGUGCAUUGUCAGAACUUGCAGGGUGACCCCACACAGGGUGGAAAGAUGCGAUUUAGCCUAGAAGAGUUGACAUUUUCAGUCCCUGUAUCUCAAAGUCAACGAAUCCAGAACCUUGGUGAAAUUACCAACCUUCGAAUCAAUUUCACACAGCUUAUACGACUACCUGUCAGGCGGUAUCGAGUGCCAAGUGCUUUCUAUUCAGUAAAUGAGAUGCGUGUCCAUGGCACAUGUCUUUGUUAUGGGCAUGCAGAUCAAUGUGUACCCAGUGGAGUACCUAGUAGAGACCCAUAUGGAGAUAUUCAGGUAUUUGAGACCUGUGCAUGCAAACAUAAUACUGUAGGACCAAACUGUGACCGCUGUGCUGAACUCUACAGUGAUCUUCCUUGGAGACCAGCAGAUGAUCAGAACCCAAAUGAAUGCAGACGGUGUGAUUGCAACAACCAUUCCGACAAAUGUCACUUUGACCUUGCUGUAUAUGAGGCAAGUGGAAGGGUGAGUGGAGGUGUCUGUGAAAACUGCAGGGAUGGCACCACUGGAAAGAACUGCGAGAGGUGCAGACCUGACUAUUACAGGAACCCUAACCGUGACAUGAAACACAGGGAUGCUUGUAUCUCUUGUGACUGUGACCCUGAGGGCAGCGUGGACGGUAGGAGUUGUAACCAAAUGAAUGGACGCUGCAAUUGCAAGGAGAAUGUUGGUGGUGAAAGGUGUGACCAAUGCAAGCCUGGUUUUUAUUCACUGAGUGCCUCCAACCCACAAGGCUGUACCAGAUGUGAAUGUAACCCUACUGGGACCCAGGGAGACCAACCUUGUAAUAGUGAGACAGGACAGUGCCGCUGUUUGCCAAAUGUCACAGGCCAGAAGUGUGACCAGUGUGUCUCCCAGCACUGGAACCUCAUCAGUGGCAGGGGAUGUGAGAAGUGUGCAUGCCAUCCCAGGAACUCAUAUAGUCCCCAGUGUAACCAGGUGACAGGACAGUGUCUGUGUAGAGAAGGCUUUGGAGGUUUGUACUGCACAGAAUGCCCAGACAGGGCCUAUGGAAAUCUGCAGUCAGGAUGCCGAGCUUGUAACUGUGACUUCCAAGGGACCCUCGAUAUUGGUUGUGAUAAGGUAACUGGCAAAUGCCUGUGCCGGCCUGGUAUUAUUGGAACUCGAUGUGACUCAUGUCAGCGUGGGUAUAGCAAUUCCUACCCCAACUGUCAAGCGUGCCACUCCUGCUUCCAGUUUUAUGACCAUGAACUUAGUGGCUUAAACUCACAAAUGCAAACACUGAAGAAUGCUAGUGCCAGCUGGGAUAGAGAAUCUGACCUGAGCUUUGGACCUCGAUUGACUGGUGUAGAUGCCAACUUACAGCGUAUUCAGAGGAUAUCCAGUGGAUCCGGCAUCUCCGAUGGUGAACUUGCACGUCUGGAAAAUCAAAUGGGUAGACUGAGAAAUGAAGUGCAGCAGCUAAGUCCCGAUUUGCCACCUGUGGAGAGUUUUGCACCGCUUUCUGCAGACUUGAAUUCUCUAACGGGGGUAUUUAACAAUGUUAAUGUGCUUUAUCAGAACAAGAAAAGGCAGCAUGGGAACAGUAUCAGCACAGACGCCUCAGGUGUAUUCAGAGCUGUUAGCUCUGCCUAUCAAUCAUCUCUAGAGUCAGUAGAGCGUGUCGCUUCAGCAGGAAAUGUUGUAUCUCAGUCCAGGGAGAGCAGAAGAGAGGCAAAAGAUUUGGAAGGACGGACCAAAGACUCCCUUUCCGACCUAGAGACACUGAAGGAGGAAAUGUCCUAUCCUAACCUCACACCUACAGUCAACAGGAUUUGUGAAGGUGUAAGAGUUGAACCUUGCACCCCAGAAAGCUGCCCUGGGACUCUGUGCCAAAAGAACAAUGAUACAGUCUGCAAGGUUGGAUCUCUUUGCAGAGGGGCAUUCCCUUUGUCUGUAAAUGCCCUGAGAAACACAGAAAAAACUGCACAGGACCUACAGGAUAUUAACAGCCAGCUGGAGAAGAAUGCACUACUGAUACUGGCAGCAGAAAAAACUGCCAAUCAGAUCCAGAUAAAUGCCAAGCAGCUGAAUGAGCAAGUGAGCAGGACCAGGGACCGCAUGCAGGAGGAUAUGGGACGCUCCCGACAGCUCAUCCAGCAAAUACGAGAGUUUUUAACAGAGCCGACAACUGACCCUGCAACUAUUCAGGAGAUCAGUGAAUAUAUUCUAUCCCUUGCGCUGCCAGCAGAUGCCUCCUCUAUUCGAAGAAAGAUGAAUGAGAUUCGCAGAAUUGCAGGCAAUCUUCCUAAUGUGGAUACUUUGAUAUCCCAAACUAAAGAUGAUAUUGCCAGAGCCAGGAAAAUCCAAAAUGAUGCUGAGACGGCCAGGAACAAAGCUCAGGAUGUUGAAAGCAAUGUUGAUGGUGUGGUGAUGAAUUUAAGAGAAGCAAAGACAGCUCUCCAGGAAGCUGGGGAUAAGAUCAGAGGGUCCAGUUCCUCCUUACAACAGAUCCAAAAUCGCAUGGAAGAGAUCCGUCAGGUACUUAAUCCAGCUGAGCGAGGGCUGACAGAUCUCAGCAAUGAACUUCAGUCCUUCAAUCAGCAAGUGGAGAAUUUGCGUACGAAAACUGCUGAAAGCCGACGACAGGCCGAACAAGCUCAGCAGGUAGCAAUGGAAGCUAACGGGAAGGCUAUGGAUGCACAGCAGGGUCUUGAAUCUGUGAAGGCCAAGUAUGCCAUACUGAAGUCCCGCCUAGGUCAGACUUCUAACCUGGGUGCUCAGGGAGAGAGAGUUUUCAGCAUCCAGAGAGAAGCAGAAAAACUAUUCCAGGAGUCCAUGGGAAUGAUGAACAAGAUGCGAGAAAUUGAGAGUGAGCUGCAAGAGGGCAGGGAAUCACUGACGAUAAAAGUUACUCAACUGAUGGGUUUGGAAGAUGAAGUCAGAAGCAUCCGAGAUUAUAUCAGUGAAAAGGCUUUGUACUACGCAACCUGCAAAUAAGACAGCUCCAAAACUUUUAUACCUCGACUUAUCUGUAAUAAGUGCCUGGCAAGACAUUACUUUAUUUACUUCCAUGGUCAACAUGCUGUGAGCGAAUAUCUUUAUGACGUCAUGUGAUUACCGUAGCAAUUCCCUCUGUCUGGAAAUUAGUUUUAUUCCAUAUUGCCUCAUGGUAAAUAUAGGAUACUUCUACAACUAAGAAAUGGAUGCAAACCCAUGCAGUGUUCAAGAAAAAACACAAUUGUAUUCAUGCUUCUUUAACUAGGUAGUCGACCAUGAUAUUCAACAAAAAACAAGUUAUUUAUUUAUUUGUUGCAUCUAUAUGAGGAUGUUUUAUAAUGUAUUACUUUUUUUAUAACAUGAAUGUUAUUGUGUUGAGAAAACAUGUUUUUUUUAUCCUUGUAAGGUGGGUUACUGUCUUCCAAUAUAGUUCUUCUUA
Molecule: messenger RNA, 4025 nt
Organism: Bombina bombina (fire-bellied toad)
Lineage: Eukaryota; Metazoa; Chordata; Amphibia; Anura; Bombinatoridae
Gene: LAMB3
Product: laminin subunit beta 3
Exons: 23
Coding region: 113-3586 (1157 amino acids)
Biological process (GO): axon guidance
Cellular component (GO): basement membrane
Source: RefSeq, a predicted model, not a curated record